AUGAACCUCGAGCUCCCAAUGACGAUGAUACUAGACUGCAUUUUUGAUCCUCGGAACUUCCAGACUGAAGACGUGUGCAACAUCCAAGUCCAUGGUGACCCUCUGGUGGAGUUGUUCCUGAACAUCGCAUGGGUCCAAAUCAUAAAGGAGGUGCGCGAUCUUUGGCGCGAACUUCGCAAGUACGAGGAUAAGCUCUUGGGCAAGCUACUCGAUCUCCUCACAGUUGGCAUGAUUGGAGGGGAGUGGUGCAAGGCUACGGGCAGCACGGGUGUGGACGACCAAGGCAAUUUUGCUAGGCCUUAUAUUCACAAGGAUGCUCGGUUCCUGGGUAGGCAUGGAGCUUCGCAGUUACAGUAUCGUGCGGGAAGCAAACUGAAAGAGGUUCCAGAGCUUAAGGGUAUGGUAGGUGAGACCGAACGGUACUUCAUGCAGCGGCUGAAGGCGAUGGAGCACAAUAUCAAAGCGCUUUGCGAGGAUCGCGGCUCCCCAACGAUGCUUGAUAUAGAGGGCUUGGAGGACAUGAAGGGUCUCAAGGCCGAAGAGUAG
This is a messenger RNA of Didymosphaeria variabile, 546 nucleotides long. RefSeq lists its product as uncharacterized. The record is from RefSeq and is a predicted model, not a curated record. The coding region runs from base 1 to 546 and encodes 181 amino acids. The transcript is spliced from 2 exons. Lineage: Eukaryota; Fungi; Ascomycota; Dothideomycetes; Pleosporales; Didymosphaeriaceae.